AUGAAUGCAUCGGGACGAAUGUUGUUGACGUGUUUCGCCUUGGCUGAGCCAGGCUGCUCCUCGGACUUCACCCGAGCUUCCGUGCGUCGUAGGAUGCUGCCAGGCAGUUGCAAGUAUGCGGUAGCAUUCGGUUUACGGCUCAUACCACUACUCAUCGACUACGCGCGACCCGCCUACGCCGCCGACAUGGCCGGCACCGACUUCAACUUCACCUCAGCGGCCAGGUCUCUGGCGCUGCCUAUAGACGACUCCGAAGACGACCCUGCCCUCACUCGCUCAACGUCAAAUCAGCAACAUCGCCAGACAUCACCAACAUGGGCGCGACGGUCAUUCUCCGACUCGGUUGACAGAAGACCGCAAACAAGGAGGGACAAAUGGAUGCAAGAGGCCGAGAAAUGGCAACGGAGAGCAGUCAAGACAUGGUACCACCUGUCGCCCAUCCAAAGAGCAGGCCUGGUCGUCUUCAACAUUGGUCUGAUCAUCUUCGCCAUCCUCUUCCUCGUAUACAACGAGCGCAUCUUCGCCUGGCUAUCGCCCGCGGCGAAGAGCUGGCGGAACUUGUCGGGAGGCUGGCUGAUAUUAUGGUUCAUGACCUUCUUCACCGCAUUCCCGCCCAUGAUCGGCUACUCUACGUGUGUGACGAUCGCUGGGUUCGUCUUUGGCAUGCAGGGCUGGUUCAUCGUGGCUACUGCGAACGUGGCUGGGUCGAUAUGUAGCUUCAUUAUCUCGAGGACGGUGCUGAAGGAGUUUGUUGGUCGCUUGACAGAGAAGAAUACGCAGUUUGCUGCGCUGUCGCUGGUGAUUAAGCACGAUGGGCUGAAGCUUUUGACGAUGAUCCGGCUGUGUCCGCUGCCGUACAGCUUGAGCAAUGGGGCCAUCAGCACGAUUCCGACUGUGAAAUGGCAGGACUUUGGUCUGGCGACUGCGAUUGCUUCGCCGAAGCUGCUGUUGCAUAUCUUUGUUGGCAGCCGCUUGGGCGACUUGGCAGAGAACGGUGACAAGAUGGACACGAAGACCAGGAUCGUGUCGUACCUCAGUAUCAUCAUUGGAAUGGUUGCUGGCAUCGCGACAGGCUACUUCGUAUACGUACGAACAAAAGCUCGAGCGAAGCAGCUAGAGGCGGAGGAAGCGACAGCAGCCCGCGCUGGCCCGCGGACUUCCAAUGCUGGGCCUGACUACAUUGAUGACUCUGACGAGCAGGACGCGAGAAAUGCGCUGAGACGAGGCGACGAUGAUAUUUCGUUACAUCACACUUAUGAAGACGACCUCGAAGGCGGGGGCGGGUAUAGGGACGAGUUCACCGACGACGAGGACGCGCAGGAGCGGGAUGUCUUUGAUGUUGGCGAUGGCUAUGAGUCUGAGGAGACGCCGACGAAGAAGUCUGAACGAUAG
Messenger RNA from Saxophila tyrrhenica, 1392 nucleotides. It is a transcript of the gene TVP38, whose product is annotated as Tlg2-vesicle protein. NCBI's taxonomy places the organism in Eukaryota, Fungi, Ascomycota, Dothideomycetes, Mycosphaerellales, Extremaceae. Gene Ontology annotation, biological process: vesicle-mediated transport; mitotic spindle elongation. Bases 1 to 1392 code for a protein of 463 amino acids. The transcript has 2 exons. Gene Ontology annotation, cellular component: Golgi membrane. The record is from RefSeq and is a predicted model, not a curated record.